Epinephelus fuscoguttatus (brown-marbled grouper) is the source of this 1180-nucleotide messenger RNA. RefSeq names its product peroxisomal trans-2-enoyl-CoA reductase (gene pecr). The record is from RefSeq and is a predicted model, not a curated record. Gene Ontology annotation, biological process: phytol metabolic process. Gene Ontology annotation, cellular component: peroxisome. The transcript has 8 exons. NCBI's taxonomy places the organism in Eukaryota, Metazoa, Chordata, Actinopteri, Perciformes, Serranidae. Gene Ontology annotation, molecular function: trans-2-enoyl-CoA reductase (NADPH) activity. The coding region runs from base 22 to 918 and encodes 298 amino acids.
UAGUAGGUUCAAGAACCAAACAUGGCGACGUCCAGUGUUUUCAGACCAGGCUUGUUUAACCAUAAAGUAGCGAUUGUAACGGGCGGCGGCACCGGUAUCGGUAAAGCCAUCUCUGCAGAGCUGCUGGAGCUCGGUUGCAGUGUGGUGAUCUCCAGCAGAAAGGUAGAGAGGUUGGAGGCGGCAGCUCAGGAGAUGAGACAAAGAAUCCCUGCCUCCAGCCCUGCGUGUGUCACUCCUCUACCGUGUAACAUCCGAAACCAGGACGAGGUGAAGAAUCUGAUGUCAUCAGUGCUGAAGCGGUUCGGCAGGAUAGACUUUCUGGUGAACAAUGGAGGAGGUCAGUUCACCAGCCCGGCAGAACACAUGUCCUCUAAAGGCUGGAGGGCGGUGAUUGACACCAACCUGACAGGAACCUUCCACUGCUGCCAGGAGGUCUACACAGCGUGGAUGAAACAACAUGGAGGUGUGAUCGUCAACAUCAUUGCCGACAUGUGGAAAGGGUUCCCAGGCAUGGCACACACAGGGGCAGCGAGGGCAGCAGUGGACAACUUAACAAAGAGUCUGGCCAUCGAGUGGGCGGCCUCAGGAGUCAGAAUCAACUCUGUGGCACCUGGAACAAUCUUUUCCAAAACUGCAAUGGAGAACUACAAGGACAUUGGACCAACAAUUUUCAAGACGGCCAUUCCAUUAAGCCCUGCGAAGAGGCUGGGAGUACCAGAGGAGAUCUCAUCAGCCGUGUGUUUCCUGCUCUCUCCUGCUGCCUCCUUCAUCUCUGGAGCCACCCUGAGGGUCGAUGCAGGACAGAGUCUGUACCGCUCCAUGUGGGAGAUACCUGACCACAGUGCAUGGCCCGAGGCUCCAGAGGGAGAGAACCUGGACGCUCUGAAGGACCUGCUCAACCCACAAAGCAAACUCUGAUUCACUUUUAUGGCUGAGCCUGAGCUGAGGCUGAGUCUGAGCCCGGGUCAUAAACACACAGUUGGCCAACCAUCAUGGACCAUGAGCUGUAAAGCCACCAUAAACACAGUCAAUGAAACAAGACACCAGAGUGGCCUGGGUAGAAGAUGUUCUGAUUUGUUAUUAUUGCAAAUAAUGUAAAUAAUUGUUUGUAAUUAUUAGCAACAUGAGUGUCUGAUUAGUUUCUUGGAUGAUAAGCUGUGACAUAAACUGUUGAAAUGUA